GGAAUCGAUUCUUAUACUCAAAAUACACUUGCUCCAUCGUAUUUCAUGGAGUCGGACGCCGGCUUCAGGGCCGCGCUGGCAGAAGCCCAGAAAGGUAGCGAUGAGGGCGGCGUCCCCAUCGGUGCUGCCUUGGUCUCAGCGGAUGGGAAGGUGCUGGGGCAAGGCCACAACAUGCGCAUCCAGAAGAGCAGUGCCACACUUCAUGCCGAAAUAAGUGCGAUCGAGAAUGCUGGUCGCUUGCCGGCUGCGGCAUAUAAGGGUGCCACCAUGUACACCACUCUCUCGCCUUGUGAUAUGUGCACGGGCGCAUGCAUUAUGUAUGGCGUGAAGCGUGUUGUCAUUGGCGAGAACCGUACGUUUGUUGGUGGUGAGGACUAUCUGAAGCAGCGAGGCAUUGAGGUAGUCGUGCUACAGAACGAGAAGUGCCACGAGCUGAUGAAGAAGUUCAUAAAAGAAAAGCCCGGAGACUGGAAUGAAGACAUUGGUGAAGAUGGGGAAUGAAUAGUGCUUCCUCCAUUGAGGUUGGUAUGCUUGGUUUUCUAUUGCUACAAGGCAGUUCACGUAGAGGUGUAUCUAUGUAUUUCCUCAAAGAA
Lindgomyces ingoldianus is the source of this 593-nucleotide messenger RNA. Its product is annotated as putative cytosine deaminase. Gene Ontology annotation, cellular component: nucleus; cytoplasm. Bases 46 to 501 code for a protein of 151 amino acids. Gene Ontology annotation, molecular function: diaminohydroxyphosphoribosylaminopyrimidine deaminase activity. NCBI's taxonomy places the organism in Eukaryota, Fungi, Ascomycota, Dothideomycetes, Pleosporales, Lindgomycetaceae. The record is from RefSeq and is a predicted model, not a curated record. The transcript is spliced from 4 exons.